AUCUCAGUGAGGAAACAGUAAAACACAUCAUUAUCCAAUCGACUCACCAAAAAAGAAUGCGUAGUAUAAUUUGGGGAGCUUCACAGCAGCUGUUAAAUCGAUUUUCAUCACCCAAUUUAUUAACAGAAUCACAAAUUUUUACUUGCAAUCAUUCUACUCGUUGUAGUGUACGGAGGAGGAGCUUAUCGAUUAUGGCAAGCAGCGAUGAAUUCGUCAGAGGAAAUGUUCACCAAAACGGCGUCGCUGUGCUCACUCUCGAUCGCCCCAAAGCUCUCAACGCCAUGAACCUAGAUAUGGAUAUAAAAUAUAAGAGUUUACUUGAUGAAUGGGAAGUGGAUCCAAAAGUUAAAUGUGUGUUGGUUGAGGGUAGCUCUCCUCGUGCAUUCUCAGCAGGAAUGGAUAUAAAGGGGGUUGUCGCUGAAAUUCGAAAGGACAAGAACACUCCUCUUGUGCCAAAGGUUUUAAGUGGUGACGUGAAGCAGAUAUCAACCAAAAAACAACUUUCAGAUAUGAUUGAGGUAUUUACAGCAGAAUAUUCACUUAUAUGUAAAAUAUUUGAAUACAAAAAACCAUAUAUAUCCUUCAUGGAUGGCAUAACGAUGGGCUUUGGAAUUGGUCUAUCUGGACAUGGGCGCUACAGGCUUAUUACCGAGAGGACAGUUCUUGCAAUGCCCGAGAAUGGGAUUGGUUUGUUCCCAGAUGUUGGAUUUGCUUACAUAGCAGCACAAAGUCCUGGAGAAGGAUCAGUUGGUGCCUAUCUUGGUAUGACUGGAAGAAGGGUAUCAACACCUGCUGAUGCACUAUAUGCAGGUUUUGGGACACACUACAUCCCGUCUGAUAAGCUGGGUUCUGUGAAGGAGACACUCUUAACGGCCAACUUUUCUGAAGACCCACAUAAGGAUGUUGAAGCAGUAAUAGGAAAAUACAGCUGUGAUCCCUCUUCAGAGUCCCAGUUGAAGUUACUUCUGCCAUGGAUAACAGCAACUUUUGGUGCAAAUAAGUCUGUUGGCGAAAUAAUACAGGAGCUGGAAAAGCAUCAGGGAAGCACCGAUUCCACAGAAGCCGACUGGGCGAAGGAUGCUCUUGUUGGUAUUAGAAAAGGAGCUCCUUUUUCCCUUUGCCUCACACAGAAGCAUUUCUCAAACGUUGCAUCUGCAUAUCGAAAGAAAGAAAGUGAUUUGUGCAAUCUAAUUGGUGUAAUGAAAACCGAAUAUCGCAUAGCAUUAAGGUCUUCCCUUCGUAGUGAUUUUGCUGAAGGUGUUCGAGCAGUAUUGAUCGACAAGGAUCAGAAUCCAAAAUGGAACCCCCAAAGCAUAGAGGAAGUUGACCAAAGUGAAGUGGAAGGCAUGUUUGCACAACUAAGCCCAGACAAUGAGGAAUUGAGUGUGUAAUUUGUGGGCUUGAUGAUAUAGUCAUCUUUGGGUUAGUAUCGCAAUAAGUACCGUAAGCUAAGUUGUGCAUCUCUAGCAACUUUUAAAUAUAUGCAAUGUACCAAGCGGUUUUUUAAUGAUGUAAGAAGUGUAUUCUCCGGAAGAAGUCAUGUGGUUCAUUUAAUAGUUCUGUUGGUGUUUCUAGCUUUUGCAGAACUGCAGACUUAUCGGAAUGCAUUCUUAAAACUUUUCAAUUAAAUAGCUAUGGUGGAACAUAUAUGAUUCA
Molecule: messenger RNA, 1656 nt
Organism: Daucus carota subsp. sativus
Lineage: Eukaryota; Viridiplantae; Streptophyta; Magnoliopsida; Apiales; Apiaceae
Product: 3-hydroxyisobutyryl-CoA hydrolase-like protein 3, mitochondrial
Exons: 11
Coding region: 57-1391 (444 amino acids)
Biological process (GO): L-valine catabolic process
Cellular component (GO): cytosol
Molecular function (GO): 3-hydroxyisobutyryl-CoA hydrolase activity
Source: RefSeq, a predicted model, not a curated record